Molecule: messenger RNA, 1234 nt
Organism: Vicia villosa (hairy vetch)
Lineage: Eukaryota; Viridiplantae; Streptophyta; Magnoliopsida; Fabales; Fabaceae
Exons: 3
Coding region: 113-934 (273 amino acids)
Source: RefSeq, a predicted model, not a curated record
UUAUGGGUCACGUUCCAAACUCAGCUUGUUACACCUCUACCCGAAAAAAAAAUAAAAAAUAAGGAUGGUUUAAAAGAGUGUACGUUUAGGGUUUAGAUAUCUGAAUUGCAGAAUGUCAAUGGAUACCGACUUGCUCGGCGUCAUGCCUCCACCGGAAAGUUGCGAUGGAAGAGGGAAGCGGUUGAAAUUGGAACCGGAACUGAAAUUGACAUCGGAACCUGAAAUUCCAUCGGAAAGCUGCGAUGAAAGAGGGAAGCGGCUGAAAUCGGAAUCCGAACUUGAAUCGGAAUCAGAAUCGGAGUCUGAAUCGGAGCUGGAGUCGGCAUCCGAUUCGGAACCGGAGCCAUUUCCAAAAUGGGAUUAUAGAACGAAACCAUUUAAAGAUCUGGUUUAUGAAGACUUCUCAAGCCGUUAUGACGAUCACCCUCAACCUUAUAUUUUUGGGUGCGCGCGCUUUGUUUAUAGGAAUAAGGCUCAGAUUAAGAUAGACGAGGAAGAAGCUAAGGCACUUGCCGACUAUUUACGAGACUCUGCUAACAUAAGUCCCUUCGAUGCUAUCCCUGUUCCACCCUUAGCAAAUAAAUGUGGCAAUAACUUUCCCAGACCCAUUACUACUACCAUGACUGAUGAUUGUCGCGAUCUUCUCAUUCAACUCUCCAAGCUUGCUUUGAUAAAGUUCAAUGAUGAAAACAAUCAGGUUUCAAAGUACCAGUUUCAUAACAUUGUCAAAGCAACCUGUUGUCGUAUACCUCUUACUACUUAUUACAUUACCUUUGAAGCAACAAAAGAUGCUGCUACCCAUGUUUUUGAAGCAACAAAAGAUGCUGCUACCCAUGUUGAUCCUGUCAACAUUACAACUUUCCAGGCCCAUGUCUGGAGCCCACUUGCUUCAAAGGGACCACCCGUCGUCCGAUCUUGUUCUAUUAAAAACUAACUAACUCAUGCACCAUGGAAAUCAUGUCCAUUGCAGUGCAUCCACCUUCUCUUGAAGCCCGUUUUGGUUGUCUUAUACAGUUAUACCAGACGUGGGUGAAAGCUGGGACAAGUUUUUGUGUAAUUUAAACUGCUGGUGUUUCUGUAGACAGUAUAUUGUGCUAGAAAAUCUUUAGGAUUUUUUUUUACUUUAUAGGUUGCUUUUGUAAUUUCACGGCAUCUACAUUUAUGUCACUUAUUGGUACAAUCGGACUAGCAUUCCCAACAUUUGAUACGAAUAUGCAUGAACAUGUUAAAAUUU